AUUCUUUGGUGAUUUUCCUCAGGUUGGACGUCCCCCUGCCUAAGCCACCAUACACGGUCGUCGGCCAUGAAGAGAAGCCGUUAGCAACCUGAACCUCACGUCUCUCGCACCGGGCAUCCGCCUUCUACCGCACGCCUCUUUCUACUCAAGAUUUGAGUCCAGUCCGGACAGCUGGUCUGAAACACCAUGAAGUCCGCAACCAACGCCCAUGGAAUCCAAGCAUUCACCUACAGAUCCACGCCCCUGGACAAAUCCAGAACCGAGAUCCGCCUCCUAAGGCUGCUCCACGCUCGGAACCCCUCCGCACCGCUCGCCUGUCGCAUCUUCGUGUCGGCUCUGGGUCCCUCCGGUUCACGGCACCCGUACAAGGCCUUGUCGUACGUAUGGGGUGACCCUGCCAAGACACACACCAUCUCCGUCUUGGCCGAGCCGCGCGCCGAUGAUGACAUCGACAACGCGGACGAUGAUGGUGAACCAGACCAUGCACCAGCGGUCGAGCACUCGGACGGCGAGUCUGUAGCAGCAUCGCUGCUGCUGGGCUUUACCGAAAACUUGCACGCGGCGCUGGUCGCCCUGAGGGAUGCCGACGAGGACGUGACGCUCUGGAUCGACCAGAUUUGCAUCAACCAAGAGGACAACGCCGAGAAGGAGAGCCAGGUUGGCCUAAUGGGGCGCGUCUACUCGUCCGCGUCCCAGGUCAUCGUGUGUCUCGGCCCUGAGGCGGACGGGUCCGAUGCCGUGAUGGAAGCGUGGCGGGAUAUCGGACAAGAGGCGCGUGACCUCGAGAUAGAGCGGUACUACACACGCGAGCGGGUGGCCAUGGUGUUCCAAUUGAUGUCAGGCGUGGGCCGGGGGGAGCCCGAGAACCCCGUGGCCGAGCGGAUGGGGGACCUGGUGCGGCGGGCGGCGGACCGGUUCCUGCCUUUGAUCGUAGACGAUAGCAUGUGGAAGUGGUUCUGUCGCCCGUAUUUCAGGCGGGCGUGGGUGGUGCAGGAGUUUUGCCUGUGCGCCGACACCGUUUUCGUCUGCGGCCACGUCCGGGUCGAUCCCAAGCUCGUCGGGCUCGCCGUGCACAUCAAGAGGCACUCCAUCUCCCAUUUCGGGAAGCAGCUAUACAUAGGCCGGGGCGUCUCGUCAGAGCAAAUGGAUAGGAUCCUCGGCCAGCCAACUGAGCGUCUACUCAACACCCGGGAGCGGCGGCAAAGGUUCAACAGGGGAGAACCGCACGCCGACGGAGACCAGCUGCACGCGCUGCUCAGGAGGCUGUACGUGGAGCACGAGACCGAAGCCACUCACCACCGCGACAGGAUCUAUUCACUCCUGGGCCUCGCCGUGGACGCCGACACGCUGGGGAUCGAGCCGGACUACACCGAGGGCGUCGAGGCUACGGCGCGCGUCCUGGUUGACGCCGCGCGGCGGAUGCUCACCAACCCGGGCGGCAGCGCGAGAAUCGACGUGCUCUGCUUCGCACAGUUCCCCAAGCUGGCGGAACUGGCGGACCACCUGCCCUCCUGGGUCCCAGAUUGGAGGGGUAACCUUCAACGGUCCUACUAUACGGUCCAAGAGAGGACGGAUCCGCACCUGUUUGCCGCCUGCGGCGCCCAUCAUCUCGCCGUCGAGCCCGUGGUGCCACAGCCCACCGAUCCGCGCGCAGUCGGGCUCAGGGGCGUUGUCGUCGACGCCAUCGAAGCCGUCUCUCCAAGCGAGCCACUGCGACUGACGGGGCAUUUCGACACAGCCGCAAUUCUGGGCUACCUGGCCCAGAUCAAAGCCUUCGUCGACAUCUCCGUGGCCAAGACGACGCCGACAGCCCCAGAGGAGGCCGUGCACAACAUGUAUCACCAGAGCAACAGGGAGCUCAGGGCCGAGGCCCGCUGGCGCGUUCCCAUUGCCGACCUAUACUGGAUUAGAAAUGGCAUCAUGAACCGCGCCCCUCCCGAGGUCGAGCUCUACCAUCGGCAGGCCGUUGAGGCGCUGCAGCUCGUCCUGGAGUGUACGCCGUUGCCUGACGAGGAACAGGAGCGAAGGUUUGCCGAGUUUAGGUGGAGCGAGAAGUACCGUGAUAAUGAGCUAGGCGUAGAAUACCGAGAGAGCUUGAAGUAUGCAAUCAACAAGAGACCGUUCCUGACCCGAAACGGCCAUGUAGGAAUAGCUGGUGGUGAACUUCAAGCUGGUGAUGUGGUUGUUGUCUUUUGUGGAGGUAGGAUUCCGUUUGUGUUGCGGCCGCUGAACCACGAUGGGAAAGGAGGCUCUAGCGUCGGGGUGAAAACGUUUGCUUUCAUUGGAGAGGCCUACUGUCAUGGGAUCAUGGACGGAGGCAGGCCCGGUAUUGUAUCCGGAGCCAACUCUUAA
Molecule: messenger RNA, 2352 nt
Organism: Canariomyces notabilis
Lineage: Eukaryota; Fungi; Ascomycota; Sordariomycetes; Sordariales; Chaetomiaceae
Product: HET-domain-containing protein
Exons: 2
Coding region: 187-2352 (721 amino acids)
Source: RefSeq, a predicted model, not a curated record